AAAUUUGCGUAACUUCGAUCAGCAAGACUAUAUAAAUAGAACUCUGCACUUUAGUUGAACUAGAUUAUUUUCAUCUUUGAUAAAGUAACAAAAUAAUUAAACUUAUAAUCAAAAAUGAAAACUGUAUUUGUUGCAAUUUUCAUGGUCAUGGUCGUGGCCUCUGUAGCUGAGCUUAUAAAAUUUGGUCGUGGAGAUUGUGGUGAAAAUGAAGUAGAAGAUUGCGAACCCUGUUGUCCCCAAGAAGAAGUUACAUGUCAAAACAAAGUAGCUCAAUCGUGUGGCCACCCUUGUCCAUUAAGUUGUGUCCAUAAAUGCGUUUGUGCUAAGGGAUACUUUAGAAAUACUAAAAGUGGAAAAUGUGUUACUGACUGUUGAUACUACGAAUAAAAUAUUUGCUAUUAGAAAUAAUUUGUAAUACAUACAGUCGGAAAAAUGAAAGAAUACCCAUGAACGAUCACAUGAAUCACUUAUUUUGUAUUUGCUCUCUUUUUCUAUAAAUAACAAACGUUUGUUAUAGAAAAAUAUAGAAACUACAAAAUAAGUGAUUGAUGUGAUCGUUCAUGGGUAUUCUUUCAUUUUUCCGACUGCACAUAGUCAUUAAAAACUAUAGAAUAUUUCUGUAUUUCUUUAAAUAAUUCCCUUUAAAUGAGGCUGAAAAUAAAGAUACUUUUAUUUUU
Molecule: messenger RNA, 677 nt
Organism: Diabrotica virgifera virgifera (western corn rootworm)
Lineage: Eukaryota; Metazoa; Arthropoda; Insecta; Coleoptera; Chrysomelidae
Product: chymotrypsin inhibitor Ani s 6-like
Exons: 2
Coding region: 115-375 (86 amino acids)
Source: RefSeq, a predicted model, not a curated record